This is a messenger RNA of Gordionus sp. m RMFG-2023, 3243 nucleotides long. Its product is annotated as zinc finger MYM-type protein 1-like. The record is from RefSeq and is a predicted model, not a curated record. The transcript has 8 exons. NCBI's taxonomy places the organism in Eukaryota, Metazoa, Nematomorpha, Gordioida, Chordodea, Parachordodidae. The coding region runs from base 318 to 2618 and encodes 766 amino acids.
GAUUCCCAAAUUAUAUUAUCUUCUCAUACAAUGCCCAGUUCCAGUGAUCUGCUGAUUUUGAAUAAUGAGCACAAAUCUUUUACUGAAGAUUCCCAAAUUAUAUUAUCUUCUCAUACAAUGCCCAGUUCCAGUGAUCUGCUGAUUUUGAAUGAUGAGCAAACACACAAAGUUAUUGAAAAUUCCCCAAUUAUAUCUUUUUUUCAUCCAAUUAUCAAUCCCAAUGCAAGCCAAAAUAUUUCAAACAUUAAAGGCCCAAAUAUUAUUCAAUUAUAUAAAAAAAGGAGCCUAAUGACCCUUUUCAUUUCAUAUUCUUUAGAAUGACAAAUAUCUUGAUUAAUUUCAUAAUUUCCAUAGGCCCAUGUCAGCCAUGUUCAAAUAUAUUUCAAUAUCCUGUUACUCACAAAAGGAGCAUGAAUAUAUCCUAUUAUAAAAAGGUUAAUAUUGAUGGUUCCCUCAAACCAAGAAAUUGGUUAUCCUAUAGCACCACUUUAGACAAAGUCUUUUGUCUUUAUUGUCUUAUGUUUGGUGGCCCUAAAUCCAAUACUUUUUGGACUCAACUUGGAGUAAAUAAUUGGAAAAAUUUUAAGCGUGACUUAGAGAGACAUGAGUCAUCUUCUAUUCAUAAGGAUUGUGAAUACACCAACAUGACUUGGCUUGCAAAUAAGCGUAUUCAAGAUCAUUUUCUAUCAAAUAGGCUUGAUAUAAUAAUGGAAAAUCGUAAUAUAGUUCAUAAUAUUAUUGAUGCCAUUAUAUACCUUAUAAAAUGUAACAUAGCCUUUUGGGGCACUAAUUCGAAUGAAGGUAAUUUUAUGUGCCUCAUAAAAUUAAUGGCAAAAACGGUUCCAACUUUACGGGCAUACAUUGAUAACAACGAAAAAUUGAGGAGAAAAAAAUCAGAUAAAAUUUCAAGACCUUAUAUAAAUUUAUUGUCAUAUGGCCAUGUGAAAAAAAUUAUUGAAGUCAUUAAGAUAAAAAUAAUAAAAUGUAUUAUUCAAAAAAUUAAAGAGAAUUGUGCCUAUAGCAUCAUAUUAGAUGGAACAUAUGAUGUGUCUAAAAAAGAAUGCAUUGCUUUACUUGUAAGAUAUAUAGAAGAUGAUCCGCAUCCACAUCCUGUAGAAAGGAUCAUCCAUGUUUUUACAACAUCAGAAACCACCGGGGAAAAUAUAAAGAAACAUGUUUUUUCUAAGUUCAAAGAUCUUGGUCUUCCUCUUGAUUAUAUGGUUGGGCAAAGUAUGGAUGGUGCAGGGAAUAUGAGAGGAGUAUACAAAGGAAUGCAGGCUUUAAUAUUGAAAGAGGCUCCAAAAGCCAUAUAUAUUUGGUGCCAUGCACAUAGGCUCAAUUUAGUAGUUGCUCAUGUUUGUGGAUGCAAAAUAGAAAUGAAAAAGGUAAUGGGAAUAUUGGAUGAGUUAUAUAAUUUCAUGAAUGGGGUAAGACGUCAAGGAGUGUUUGUUAAAUAUCAAAUGACAAAGUCUAAAAAAUCUCUUAAAAGAAUAAAAAAUACAACAAGAAAUUGGUCAUCAUCUUAUAAAGCUGUAGAAAUUUUUUUAGAUGUUUAUGAACAUAUUAUAGCAUCAUUAAAUGAAUUAAAAGAUUCUAAUGACCCAAGCACCUCUUCUAUUGCCGAUGGAUUAUUAACAAGAAUUAAGGAUGAAGAUUUCAUAUUAAGUCUAUUUAUUUUGAAAGAAAUAUUGAAAUGCACACAUGAGGCUUGUAUUGAAAUGCAGGCAGUUGGUAAUGAUUUGGCUAUGGUAACUAAAUUAAUACAACACACAAAAAAUAAAUUACAAAGACUAAGAGCUAAUGGGGAUAAUAUUUUUUUAAAAUUGCAUUCCUUAUCUAACAGUUAUUUGAAAAAGAAUAAUGUUACAACGGAAUUGCAUAAUAUAAAAUCAAUAUUCAAAUUUGAUCAAACAGCAUUCAAUAAUUAUGUUAAACAAAAAAAAAACAAAUAUAAAAGGGAAAUAUUUUUCCCUGUGCUUGAUACAAUCAUUAAUGAUUUAAAUGAAAGAUUUAAUUAUGAUUGUUUAAAUUUUUUAUCUCAAAUAUCUCUUUUUACACCAGCUGGAAUUAUAGCCAAUGAUAGAAUAGAAGGGUGGCAAAUAUCUCAAAUUUGUCAUACUUACCAAUUAAAUGCUCAAGAUAUUGCUCGUGAAUAUAAUGAUUUUCGAUCUUUAUAUUUGGAUUCACAAGCAAUCAUUUAUUGCAAGGAUCUUUUGAAAAUAAAAAAGAAUGAUGGGUUAUAUAUUGAUGAAAGUAUUGUAAACGAUGAAACCGAGGAAGAUAUCAAUAACGAUAACAUAAUUAAUACAAAAAAAUGGAUAAAAUAUUCAUUUAUACUACCAUAUCGUCUUUUAAAUAAAUUAAAUUCUUAUUCUAAUUUAUAUUUAUUAUAUAAAUAUUUAUUGACUCUACCAACUACUUCUUGUUCAGCCGAAAGAGUGAUGAGCAAAGUCAAAAUAAAUAAAACUAGAAUGCGGAAUAAAAUUUCUGACCCCUUUUUAGAAAAUUUACUUCUAAUAUCCAGCGAAAUUGAUGUUUUUGAAAGAUUUAAAAUAGACGACAUUAUAACGCGAUUUGCAUCUACGUCUAAAAGAUUAACUAAAUUAUUAAUAAAAUAAGUUAUAUCUUUUUCACAGCUAAUUAUAUACGCCUUUUUAAUAAUGUAAAUUUAAUUUAAUAGUUUUUUAUAUCAUUCUAGUCCGGUGCAUAAUAUAAUACUAUAUUCAUUUUAUUUAAAUAUUUUAUAAUAGUUAUAUUUACAUAAAUGUUUUUAUAAUUCCAGUGCAAAAUAUAUUAUAUUCAUUUUAUUUUAAUAUUUUAUAUAAAACUUAUAUUUACAUAGAUGUUUUUAUAAUUCCAGUGCAACUAUAUUCAUUUUUUUCUCAUAUUUUAUAUAAAAGUUAUAUUUACAUAAAAAAAUUUAUAUUUCCAGUGCAAAAUAUACUCUAUUCAUUUUAUAUUUUAUAUAAUAGUUAUAUUUACAUAAAUGUUUUUAUAAUUCUUGUGCAAAAUAUACUAUAUUCUUUAUUCUAAUAUUUUAUAUAAAAGUUAUAUUUACAUAAAAAUUUUUUUUAUAUAAUAGUUAUAUCUAUAUGAAUGUUUUUAAUUAAUAUAAAGGCAUUAGUAUUUAUAGAAUCAAGCUAUACCUCUUUAAAAUUACUCAUUUUGUUUUUUUUACUUAAUAUAAAGGUAUUAGUAAUUAUAGAAUCAAGCUAUACCUCUUUAAAAUUACUCAUCUUAUAU